AUGUUGCCUAGAAAUUUAAGGUUUUGUUUCAACGUUUUCUUAUUUUUUUUCUUAAAAAUGACCACAAAAAUAAGCCCUAGGGAAGUAUUAGCGUAUUUAAAUGACUUGGGUUAUCACAACAUUAACCCACAACAAUUGAAAGAAUUUGUUUACGACUUGAAAAAAUUGAUAAAGUAUGAAGAACGCAAGAGAAGCAAACAAAGCCUUGGAAAUGAAACAGAUGUGCCGAACGAAAACGAAAAAAAUAAAGAUGAUGUGUUUCUAGUUUUACAUUCACAAGGGACUCACUCUUCAAGAGCCAAAACAGUUUCAAAGAAAGAAAGUGUAAUUUCGUUAAAAAUCAAGACAAGUAAAGGACCACAACACCAUUGUCACGAAAACACGUUGGAGGCACAAACAGCCCCUGAAAAGGGUCAAGAAGACACGCUUGACUUUGUGCCCGUUAAAGAUGUGCCUUGGAAAAAAAUGAUUAAUUCUAGCAAACCUAAAAGUUCCUUCAUAAGACCGGGAAUUCAAACAAAUAUUAAUAAGAGUGACCCUGUCGCACUCUACCACCAAUAUCAAAAGUGUUGGAAGCGACAAAAAAUUCCAGGUGAAGACAACAGAACCGACUUGAGGUGGGCUAUUAGAGAAAAAAUGAUGAGUGGACCUAGAGUGACAAGAGCUUGAUUUUUAUGUGUAUUUUUACGUUAAAACGACCAGUUUUAUAAUAAAUUGUUACAAUCA
Molecule: messenger RNA, 726 nt
Organism: Tribolium castaneum (red flour beetle)
Lineage: Eukaryota; Metazoa; Arthropoda; Insecta; Coleoptera; Tenebrionidae
Gene: Hyls1
Product: Hyls1 centriolar and ciliogenesis associated
Exons: 3
Coding region: 1-669 (222 amino acids)
Biological process (GO): cilium assembly
Cellular component (GO): non-motile cilium; centriole
Source: RefSeq, a predicted model, not a curated record